Myxocyprinus asiaticus (Chinese sucker) is the source of this 10380-nucleotide messenger RNA. Its product is annotated as trinucleotide repeat-containing gene 6A protein-like. Lineage: Eukaryota; Metazoa; Chordata; Actinopteri; Cypriniformes; Catostomidae. The transcript has 25 exons. Gene Ontology annotation, biological process: miRNA-mediated post-transcriptional gene silencing; positive regulation of nuclear-transcribed mRNA poly(A) tail shortening. Gene Ontology annotation, cellular component: P-body; nucleoplasm. The record is from RefSeq and is a predicted model, not a curated record. Gene Ontology annotation, molecular function: nucleic acid binding. The coding region runs from base 688 to 6195 and encodes 1835 amino acids.
UUUUGGGGGUGAGUGUUUUGAGUUGUAGGAAGUGCACUGAGAGCUGCGUCUGCUCUUCCUGCAGUUACAGGGAUGAAUACAUGAACGCGAGAGAAGAAAAUGGCGAUUGAGCAGGACAAAUGUUUCCCCUCCCAGACUCUGCAAAUGUGUUGAAUUUCCACAGCCUUAUUGUUUGCUUUCAUUUCAUCUCUACUGCACUUUAAACUACAAGAGAGAAUUGGAUGCUAUUGCCACCAAAGACAUUGAAGAGAAGCAACACAGAAGUCAGUCAGUCAAGCACAUCUGGGAUUUCAUGAGGUGUCAGGAAACCCCCCUAGUUUGGAACCAGUCGUUCACACCUCAGACUGGAAAAGACUCAUGGAAUAGGUGCCAGAACCUAUCCAAUCAAGUUUCAGCCAGCCUCAGUCUGCCAGUUCUAACAGCAGCACCUCCACUGUUACCUGCGCCAUCAGCAAUGCCAAGAGGGCCCCAGCCAGUGGUCAGCCCCAAGCCUUGCCUCGGUACCCACUCUGUGAAGUUCCAUCGAGUGUCUGUCAGCACAAACAGAAGCAGCUGUUGAAGCGUGGGUAAUCCCUCACGGUCCUUGCAGCCACCCUGGGAACUCAAGUGCAGCUCAUCUCUAGCCAGACAGUGGAGCUUACGACUGAGAGGCCUGUCCUACACUGCACCCAAAGCCACCUCUCAGGCAUGGCUCCCAUUCGGGAUUCCGUCAGCCACUCCUCUAACCAAACAGAUUUGGAACACGCUGGUCUGGAACCUCAGUAUGAAAAUUCACCGUGGAGCACUGGCAGCGACUCGAACAGCAACUGGGGAAAAGUAAUUGUAGAUAAGGGACCCUGGCCCUCCAUCACGGGUAGUGACCCAGAGUUAGCCUCUGAAUGUAUGGAUGCUGACUCUGCCUCCAGCUCGGGGUCUGAAAAGAAUCUUAGUAUGAUGGCAUCCGGGAACACCAGUGGUGACAACAAUGGCAAUAGACAAGGCAGCAGUCAUUUCAUGGUUGCAAAUGGCAGCAAUAAUGUGGGUAAUGGGAGUGUUAAGGGGUCUUGGGGUAUGUCCAAUGGCUCGAUGCUAAGCACAUGUCAAGGCUCUGUGGAGGGCCCCAGCAGCAAGCUGGCAGAAGGCAGCCAUGGCAAAAUAAAUGCAUGGGGUACCCAAGGUUCCUCAGCCAAUGGAGGUAUAAAUCCAAGCACUUUGAACCCAAAUGCCAACCAUGGUGCCUGGCCCAUUCUUCAGAACACUGUGUCCAACCACCAUGGGCCUGUGGGGAAUGGGAAUGGUGGCACCAACACUCAACAAAGCACCAUAGGUCAAACACCCAGCAUACAGAGUAUCAACUCUAAAAUGUCCUGGGAAUGCCUGCAGGAAAAUAUGUACGAAGCUGAAGUCAAUGGUACAAACAAGGUUCCAAGUGGGCAGCCUCAAAACCUUAACACUGAAUUUAAUGGACCAAAUAACACUACUAACAUGAUGACCUCUAGUUUACCAAACUCUACUGGUUCAAUGCAGAUGAAUGAACAGCCCCCAGGGCACCGAGCCUGGCCUGUGAGCACAGGGGGCUCUCCUCAGCUCCCUAUUUCUACAGUCUGUAAUGGCACUUCCAUUUCUCAACAUGGCAACAGUGAGGGAAUUAACAAUGGGUCUUAUGGUACAGCAUGGGGCAUUCCGCCCUGCACUAAUUACUCUGGAGACAAAUGUCCUGUCCCUAAAGGCCAAGCUGUGGGUGACACUGUGAAUGCAACUCUAAUGCAGUCUGGAGCCAAUGGCUCCUCUGUGAGUGCUGCUUCUUUAAAGAAUAAUAAUAAUGGGAUGGGCGGUCAUGGAGGAGGUUGGGACUCUGCGUCCACUACAUCACAAAGUAUGUCUUGGGGUGCAGGUAAUGGUGUGGGCCCUGCUGGCAUCCCUCGCCCCUGGGGGAGUGCCUCCUCUUCUUCUUCCUCUUCCUCAACCUCUUCAAACACUGGCACUAAGGUCUCAAAUGGGGAGUGGAACACUCUGCCCAGCAACAGUCAGCAUUCCAAUGAUGACACGAAUGAGAGCAGGAAGGGAACAAAUGGAUGGAAGUCCUUGGAAGAUGAUGCUCUUGGUAUAGGAAGCUGUGGACAAGCGCCCCAAGGCAGCACAUGGAACAAAUCAACAGGCAGUGAAGGAAGUGGGGAAAGUUCAGGAGGUUGCAGCGAUAGGGAUGGACAACGCAACAGCAACCGAAGAAGGGGUAAUCAACAGGGGAUGAUAAAUGCAGCUCUCACUAAAAUUGAUAUUGACCCCAGGGUCUUGUCCAACACAGGGUGGGGUCAAACACCAGUCCGCCAAAACAUUGCCUGGGAUGUAUCGAGCUCUGAUAAAAAGACAGGAAAUGGACAAGCUGGGUGGGGCAGUGCUCUCCCGCAUGUGUCUAAAUCAGGUGGGUGGGGAGAUGGAUCCACCACCAACAGUAGCGAUCCUGGGUGGACCGAAAAGAAACCUUCAACUGGCUGGGGAGAAAUCAAAGGCCCAGUUGGGCAAGGUGGUUGGGAGGAAGCCUCUUCCGUUGCAAUGAACAAGGGCAGUUCCUCAUGGAAUGGUGGAAAGGAUGAGAAGUCCUCCUCUUGGAAUAAUACACAGAAGGCAAAACAGGGAUGGGGUGGAAAAUCUGCCGAAGAGGGAUGGGGCGGAGAAGGCCAAAAGGGAAACCAUUGGGGAGAGCCCCAGAAAUCUGGUUCCGGUGGCUGGGACAGCGACAGUGACCGCUCUGGAUCAGUUUGGAGCGAACCUGGCCGUUGUGGGACAAGCAACACCUGGGGAGGCACCAACACUCCCGACCAGAGUGGUCCAACCACAGGAUGGGGAGAACCAGUCAAGACCAACAGUCAAAACCAAGGCUGGGGCGAGCCAAUCAAACCAAGCUACUCCAACCCUACUUGGGGUGACUCCAUCAAACCGAACAACUCUUCAGAUUGGGGAAAAUCCCAAGAAUCCAGCAUGGGAACAUUCAGGAGUGGGAACAACCCUCAGACUGUAGCCCCUGGUCAGAACAAGCCUACAGGAUGGCUGGGAGGCCCGAUGCCUACUGCCUCUAAAGAAGAAUUAUCCACUGGAUGGGAAGAACCAUCUCCUGAAUCCAUCAGGCGUAGAACGGAGAUUGAUGAUGGUACUUCAGCAUGGGGAGAUCCCAACAAAUAUAACUAUGGCAAUGUCAACAUGUGGAACAAGAAAACUGCUGGAGAGCAGGAUGGCAUGGCUACUUCCCAGCCCCCACAGGCCCAAAGCUCUAUGGCUCCAAAAGAAAAGAACUGCAGCUCAGGGUGGGGAGAGACAUAUGGUGGGCCACAAAAAAUUGAGUCCUCUACCUGGAGUGAGCCUGCUGGUCCACCAGUCAAAGUGGACAAUGGCACUUCUGCUUGGGGAAGGCCUGUUGAUUCAGGUUCAAGCUGGGAAGAGCCAGGGAGGGAAAACUUAGGAGGCAGUAGCUGGGGCAAUGCUGCUGUAGGACAACAAUCAAAGCACAAGUGUGUAUCCAAACCUAUGCAAGACAACUGGUGUGGUGAUGAGAUGUCCAUGGCAGGUCACUCCAACUGGGAGGAGGAAGAGGAAGUAGAGAUAGGCAUGUGGAACAACAAUCCAUCACAGGAGACAAACCAAACUGGAAACUGGUCCUACAAGAAGAUGCCUCCAAAGCUGAAUAAAGGACCCAACAAGCAGGAUGAUUCUCCAUGGAUGAAUCAGUUUGUGAAACAGUUCAAUAACAUGUACACUAGGGAUUCCUCUGAAGAUUCUCUAAAGAGCAAUAAGAUGGAUAUGCCUGGAGGAAUGACAGACAAGCGCAUGGAUGUUGAAAAGCAUGUUCUUAAUAUGGAAGAGUACGGAAAACAUCCUGCUUCACGCCACCAGAUCCACAAAGACUCGCCCAUAGACCGUAAUCCCUAUAUGGAUAAGCUUUCACUGCCUGUAUAUGAUAGCUCUGUAGCAGAAGAGUCCCCAAACUCCCAGAUCGCUUCCAUACAGAAUAUCAGCUUUUCCCCAACAAAAAAUGCACAGCCAAACCAGUGCAGCUUGCCAGGGCCUCACCAUCCAAACUCUGCCUCUGUUAGGCAGAAUGUAAACAUGUACGGUGUCAGUAAUGCAGCAGCACAAGGCCGGAAUACCCAGCAGUCUCCCGCACAACCUCUGAACUCCACUCAGCCCAGUCUACGCAACCAAGUGCCUCCACUACUGCCCUCUCAGGUCCCGCCACCCCGGUUGAAGUGCUCCCCUAAUAAUGGAGGUCUGAACCCUCUGUUUGGCCCACAGCAGGUGGCUAUGCUGAACCAGCUGUCCCAGCUAAACCAACUCUCUCAGCUCUCUCAGAUUAAUCAGUUACAGCGCCUCCUCCUACAGCAGAAAGUGCAAAACCAGAGGGCCAUGCCUGUUAAUAACCGCCAGCAACAGGAACAGCAGGGUCGUGGUCUGGGCCCCUCCCAGCAGAUGAUCCAGCCUCCCCGCCAUAUCGAUCCCUCCCUGAUGAAGCAGCAGACCUCCCCCCAACCACCCUCACUGCACCAGCCCAGCCUCAAGUCCUAUAUGGAGAACUUCACGCCCCCCAAUGCCUCUGACCUGCAGAAAGAACAAAGUUCCCUGAGCUCGUUCAGUAAUUUCCCUUUAGGUGGGUGUCCUCCCCAUCUUAAUGUAGGCCAGACUGACUCAGUGUUGCACCAAGCUGCCAAGCCCAACAUGAUGUUUGCCUCUGAAAUGUCAGGCUAUCAGCCAUCUGGCAUUAGACAAAGUCAUAACCUCCUAGCCCCUCCUCUGAGCAAUGGCCACAUGGUGCCAGGCUCUCCCAUCAACCCUCGGGUAGGAAAGAACUUCUGUCCCAACAGCAGCUCUCUGCCAGCAAGAGGCUUGAAUUCAAACUUGAAUGUAAGCAACCUCGACAUUAGUAGUGUUGGUUUUAAGGAGCCACAGUCCCGUCUAAAGAAGUGGACUGCCAUGGAUAUUUCCGUUAACUCGCCACUUGAUCAAAACCCCAGCAAAUCUGGUGCUAUAACAUCUGGGCUAAGGCUUGAAGAUUCACCCUUUGGUCCAUAUGACUUCAUCAAUGCCAGUAAUGCUCCUAUUAGUCCUCCUGGCUCUGUGGGAGAUGGCUGGCCCAGCCGUGCCAAAUCACCUCAUGGUUCAACCAAUGUCAACUGGCCACCAGAGUUCCGUCCUGGUGAGCCUUGGAAAGGAUAUCCAAACAUUGAUCCUGAAACUGACCCAUUUGUCACUCCUGGCAGUGUGAUUAAUAAUCUCUCCAUUAAUACAGUCCGGGAUGUUGAUCACCUCAGGGACAGGAACAAUGGUCCAUCCUCAUCACUUAACACCACGCUGCCUUCAAAUAGUGCCUGGACAUCCAUUCGUGCCUCCAACCACAAUAGUUCCCUCAACAGUACAGCACAAAGCACUUCAGCCAGAAACAGUGACUCUAAAUGGUCUCCUGGUACAGUCACCAACACCUCUUUGGCUCAUGAGCUGUGGAAGGUUCCUCUCACCUCGAAAGGCAUCUCUGCUCCGUCCCGCCCCCCACCUGGCCUGACAGGCCAGAAACAGCCCUCAUCUUGGGACAACAGCUCUCUGAGACUGGCAGGCUGGGGCAGCUCUGAAUCCAGAUUUACCUCUGGUUCAAGCUGGGGUGACAGCAGCUCAGGGAGAACUAAUUGGCUUGUUCUCAAAAACCUCACACCUCAGAUUGAUGGCUCCACCUUGCGAACUCUGUGCAUGCAGCACGGUCCACUGAUCACAUUCCAUCUGAACCUUCCCCAUGGCAAUGCUGUCGUCUGCUACAGCUCUAAGGAGGAGGCGGCCAAAGCCCAAAAGUCACUGCACAUGUGUGUUUUAGGGAACACUACAAUUCUUGCAGAGUUUGCUAGUGAAGAGGAAAUUAAUCGUUUCUUUGCACAAGGUCAGUCAAUGACUGCCUCUCCCAGCUGGCAGACACUGGGCACUUCUCAGAACCGGAUCGGAUCCAUCGAGGGUUCUCACCCCUUCCCAAACCGCACUGAUCCAAAUCACUGGAACGGCAGCGGUCUGUCAGGAGCAGGCAGCAGAGACUUGCACGGCUCUUCUCUCUGGGAUUUUCCCAACUACUCCAGGAGCCUGUGGGGGAGCCCCAGUGCCAGUGAGGGGGGGAGAAUCAACAGCCCCUCCCCCAUCAGCUCCUUCCUUCCUGUUGACCACCUGACAGGAGGUGGGGAGUCCAUGUAGUACAUCUUUCACCUUCUGACUUAAAAACGUAAAAAAAAAAAAAAACUUCAAAACAAACAAAAAAUAUAUAUAUAUAUAUAAAAAAAACAUACAAACCCGUGACCUCAAUGUCGAAUAGUUAAUCAUAAUCAUAUAACCAUAUAUAUAUUAUAUAUGAAAAAAAAAAUCAAAUGGCACUAGUUAGACUUUCUUCACUUAAAACAAACAAAAAAACAAUACGGGGUCACCCUGUGGAAACAAGUUACGUUCUUUUCUUCUGCACAUUUUGUCCACUUUGUUUUAGCCCAAAACAUAUCAUUUUGAAUACUUGAAUUAUGCAGGCCAAUUCUAUAAUGUGAAAGGAUGUAUUACACUUCCAGGUAGUGCUCUUCAUACAGAAAAAAAAAAGCUUCAGUUGAGCUCAUCUGUUUCUUCAUCAUGUUUAUUUGAAUUCCAAUUCUUUUAGUUUUAGUUUUAUUAUUUGCGUUUUGUUUGCUGACAAUGUUGGAGUUUGAGCUUUUUUAACUUUGCACUGAAUGUGGUUUUUCUCAGUAUAAUCUGCAAUAUGGAGGGAGCCGACAGUUCCAGUGUAGUUGUUUACUCAAGGAUGUUCUUAAAAGUGUGCGCUCUACUAUGCCUUGAUGUACGCCUACCUUUAUUGUGGUAUUGUGGAGUUUGAGAUCAAGAUAUAGAUGCUGACUUAGGAUUAUCUGAUGAUAUUACAGAAAUAAGUAUUGCACCAAUUUUGUUUUAAAACUAAAGAAUUUAGCUCUGCAGUGUAAGAAACUGUAGCCACAGCUGUGACUUGCAAACCCGACCUGCAAGCCAGGGGGAACAGCACUUUCAAAAUAGGCUUUCAAUUUUGUUUUGGAGGCGUCACAUUGUGCCCUCUUGUUUACAAAAAUUUUUGAGGGAGAAAGUAUGGUCAUUCUUCCUUUAUUUUAAAUGACAAGUUAAAAAUGCAUAAAGAAAAAAAAAAAACUAAUAAAAAUUACAAAUUAAAAACCAAAAAAAAAAAAUAAAUAAAAAAAAAAUCCAAAAGAAGAAAAAUAUAUAUUAAAAAAAUCUUGAGGAUGAAGACGAAGCUUUCUAUCUCUGGGAAUACUGAUCAGUGUUUGGCCAUGUCAUUGGUUAUUUUAUCUAUUCCUCUUGUCUGCUAAAUAACCAGCAUGGUUCUCAGGAAAUAUAGCCAGUUUUCCCCCAUAGAAACUCCAUGUAGGAAAAUCCAACUUUUAGCACUGAAACUACUUAUAGCUCUGUAAGUUUUUCUCUGCCAAAAACUGCUUUAAGCUGGAGACAUUCUACAUACUGCUUUUUCAAAUAUGCCGUCUUUUUAUUAAUGAGUGGAUAUGGUUUGCUGAAUCACUAUCUAGUCCAUCUUCCCUUUUCCCACUGAGUGGCUCAAUGUUUUUUGCUCUGUGACUGUCAAAGUAACUGUCAAUGUCAUAAGAAAAAGCAGAAAUCUGUAACUAUGCAUACUGUAGCCAACGUCUCGGCCUACAGAAUCGCUUUUUCUUUGACUGAAGUAAUAUUUUAUAUGUUUCGAUAAUUUGCGUAUACAUUGUUUUUUUUCUUUAUCGCCAGAGCUGGUGUUAAAAAGCAUUUUUUUUUUUUUUUUUUUUAAACAGUGCAAAAGUCGUCCACAUUUCAUUGCCUUGAUUAAAAUUGUGUCCGAAGAUGCAACAAGUCAAGUGGCUUUUAACUGUUUACAAAUAGAAGAUGAUUGUAACGUGUACAGUUUGGUUGUGUUAAUCUGAAGUUCCUUACAAUAUUAAUAAAUCAAUGUUUUGGCUGCUCAUUAUCAUUUUAUUUUGAAUUUUAUUUUGUUUUUUUCCCCCAUUUCCCCAUCUUUUUUUCCCCCUUCUUCAAAGCUGGUUUGUCAUUGAAAAUGGCUUGCCUCUGUACUUGUGGCCAAGGAAGGCUAGAUCAGAGGUGAAUGUAAUCUAUUGCUGGUAGUUAAAACACUUGCAUUUUAAUAAUGUGCAUAGAUUUACAGAUUAUUUACCUUUUUAUUGUACUAUAUUUUAGGUGCACAAUUUAUGAAACGCUUCAAAGAGCGAGAGGAAGAGAAAGAUGUCAGCAUUAGGCUAAGCCAUGGACCUUAAUAUGUGUUUAAGCUGUUUUUCUCCAUUUUAAUUUUAUUUGAGAAGUAGAACUUUGCUUGAUUUGGUAAGUUAUCCAUAUUUAAUGACUCAAAUAGUACAAAACCCUGAGUAUUACCCUGGUUGUGUGCCAGUAUUGAACAAUUUUAAGUAACCGCUUUACCAAAUAUACUUCAAAGGAUUUGUUUACUUAAUUCCAUACCUGGCUUAUCUCAUACUUGUUUGACAAUUUUUUUUUAGUGGAACAUUGGAAAACAGGUCGUCUUGAAGAGAAAAUACAUUACGAAAGCCGAAAAUAAUUUUUUGGAAUUGCACUUGGUGUACAUAAUUAACUAAAAAGCUUGUACUGUAUUUGUGUUCUGAGGGCAGAGUGUAGCUUUGGACAACUGGAUGGCACGGAUGGAGGACUUUGCCGUCUGUUUGUCUCUUAUUGUUCGUGUACAUUGGCUAUACUGAUUAAGGUGUGAGAUGGCGUGUGUUUGUGCCUGCAUGCUAGAGUGGUCCACUCCAUUCUUGGGCAUCAGGAGCCUUAGUAUUCUCUUGUAUACUAACGCAGUCUUUCUUGAGGGCGUAUAACUGCAAGAAUCACUGAUUAGAUUUCUGUGACUUUCUUACUUAAUGUGGAUUGCUCCAAGUUUAUAAAGUUACAUGAUUGUAUGUGUCCAUGGUAGUGUUAUUAAGUCAUUGUCUAGAAGGUUGGCGCUUAGCUUUACCAAUGGUUCUGAUUAGGUUCUUCAUUUCUGUCGUUGCAACUUGCUGGUUUCCCUAUUCUUCGUGACUUUUGUUUUCUGAAGUGAACUUUGAAAGCAUAGGGAAAAGCCAUUGGCACCCAGUUUAUUUCCAUUUUUAAUUCCUCAUUUAUUUUCUUUACCUUUUUACCCCUGUUAAUUUUGUUUAAAUGAAUGUGCAGCUGUUUCGUUUUAGAACUGUCAUGCUGAGACAUUUUGAUAAUUCACUGUCAUGCCAAAUUAUGGAGUAGGGGGAGGAAAGGGAGUUGUUCUUUUGUAAAAGCUGGACAAUGUAUAUGCUUCAAAUGUCACUUGCAAAAUGGAUGUUUUGAGGAUAUUCAUGAGCAAUGUACAAUCCCCAUUUUUAUAGCCAGGUAUAAGUAGAGAGAAAAAAUUGACUUGGCCUGACAUUCUACUUUUGUACUGAAAAUGUCAUUCUUUUCUGAUUUAUCCUGUGAGCAAAUAUACCCAUGUCUUUAAAUGGUUCCUACUGUUGAACAAUGUGCUAAUGCAAUUGACUUAAACUGUGAGUAUUGCUGUCAUGUCAUUAUAAACCCUGAAAAGCUUUAGAAAAACCAGCACAAGAAAUGGACGAACGAGAGUUUAACUCUAAACUUCCACCAUGGGGAAAUUCUAAGAAAGUCUAUGCAUUGUAAAAUGAGGCUUCUGUGUCUGUCUUUUGCUUAACAAAAUCCGAACCAUGGUAGUGGUAGGAUUUUAAAAAAUACGAUUCCUGUAAUGUGCCAUGAUUUAAAUUUUCUUAAUUUUUUUUUUUUUGUGUCACAAAUUGGCCAGUUGUAGCAAAUGGCGGGUUGCAUUAACAUUUCCGUUUCACAGCCGUCCUUACAGAAUGGGCUGUGGAACAGCAAAUUCUCAACUCCAACAUUCUAGAGGUCUGUCAAGAAAACGUUUGCUCACAUGUAACCUAUAUGCACACUGCUUUGUUAGACUGUUUGAAAAUGACUAGAAAUAAACAUCAAUAAGAUUACUUAAAUGAGCAGGAAGUUCUUUUCAGCGUCUUCCUGGUGUCAUCUUUAGAGUUUUAACUUGGGGAACUGCACUUUUUAUAGGACAAUCCUUAUUUGUAUUGGUAACAAUUGACAAAGUUUAGUCUAACAAUACAUGGUAGAUACUCAAAUGUGUAGUGAUGAAUGUUUCCUGUAAUGCUGUUUUAUUUUUCUCUUUGUUGCUUGGUUUUCAAUUUUAGUACCCUUAAGUGCAUAUGUAACGAGGUAGUUGAGAUUAGAGUAGUUUUUAGGUCUUUUGUUGCCUGUACUUGUAGACUGAUAAUAACUGUUUGUAAAGUCCUGAUCUUGAUAUCGGAAUACAAAGCUGUAUAACUUGGGUACAACCCGCAAUAAAGCCUAACAGUGAGA